UCGCCAUGGGGACGGGGCUGUUCCCGGGGAGGCUGUGAUGGGUUGACAGGUGCGUGACAGUGGGAGCUGCUCUCGGCACAAGCAUGUACGGCAAAGGCAAGAGUAACAGCAGCGCCGUCCCGUCCGACAGCCAGGCCCGGGAGAAGUUAGCGCUCUACGUAUAUGAAUAUCUGCUCCAUGUAGGAGCUCAGAAAUCGGCCCAAACAUUUCUAUCAGAGAUAAGAUGGGAAAAAAACAUCACAUUGGGGGAGCCGCCAGGAUUCUUACAUUCUUGGUGGUGUGUGUUUUGGGAUCUCUACUGUGCAGCUCCAGAGAGACGGGAAACGUGUGAGCACUCAAGCGAAGCAAAAGCCUUCCAUGACUAUAGUGCUGCAGCAGCUCCCAGCCCCGUGCUAGGAAACAUGCCCCCAGGAGAUGGCAUGCCAGUAGGUCCUGUGCCACCAGGGUUCUUUCAGCCUUUUAUGUCACCUCGGUACCCUGGAGGCCCAAGGCCCCCACUGAGGAUACCCAAUCAGGCACUUGGAGGUGUCCCAGGAAGUCAGCCAUUACUCCCCAGUGGAAUGGACCCAACACGACAACAAGGACAUCCAAAUAUGGGUGGACCAAUGCAGAGAAUGACUCCUCCAAGAGGAAUGGUGCCCUUAGGACCACAGUCUGACCCUUGGUUAUCAUUACAGAACUAUGGAGGUGCAAUGAGACCCCCACUGAAUGCUUUAGGUGGCCCCGGAAUGCCUGCAAUGAACAUGGGUCCAGGUGGUGGUAGACCUUGGCCAAACCCAACAAAUGCCAACUCAAUACCGUAUUCCUCAGCAUCUCCUGGAAAUUAUGUAGGUCCUCCAGGAGGCGGAGGGCCACCAGGAACACCCAUCAUGCCUAGUCCAGCAGAUUCAACAAAUUCUGGAGACAAUAUGUAUACUUUAAUGAACGCAGUACCUCCUGGACCUAACAGACCUAAUUUUCCAAUGGGUCCUGGGUCAGAUGGCCCCAUGGGUGGAUUAGGAGGAAUGGAGUCCCAUCACAUGAAUGGCUCUUUAGGCUCAGGAGAUAUGGACAGUAUUUCCAAGAAUUCUCCCAAUAAUAUGAGCCUGAGUAACCAGCCGGGCACCCCAAGGGAUGACGGUGAAAUGGGGGGAAAUUUCUUAAAUCCUUUUCAGAGUGAGAGUUACUCCCCCAGCAUGACCAUGAGUGUGUGAUCCAUUACCACGUCUCCUCAUGAAGACCAUCGUGAGUCAGCCCUUCACAGAACUACCACGGAAGAAACUGCUCAUCAAUGUACAGUUAAGGAAUCUCAGUCAACCAAACCAACCUUCUAGCUCCUGCUCUCUCCCCUCUUUUGUGAAGAAAGCGGGUCCCAAUGUGAUUCAUACAACUGUGCGGAGUGGCACAUUAGAGUCGCCCUAAACUGAACUGCGAAUAACCAUCUGUGUAUGUAUAUGUGUGGGGAAGAAUGCGCCGUGUAUGCAGAGCUCCAUGCGCAUACACGCAUACGUGCAUCAACCCACGGGACAUUGUAAGAUAUUAUCACAUGACAUCUUAAGUAGAAGUGAGUAGGGACUUUUAUUCCAUCCUUUUUUUUCACGUUUACAUUUUAAUUAUUAAAGGUUGCUCCUGCCCCUCCCUGAACUAUUUUGUGCUGUGUAUAUCACUGCUUUAUAUAAGUUAUUUUUUAAGGUGAACUCAGAUGUUAUGGUUUUGUAAAUGUCUGCAAUCAUGGAUAGGAAUAAAAUCGCUUAUUUGAGAGCUUUCAUUCCCUUGUGUCUGAUGCAAGUUACCUGUGAGCCCCAGACCGCAUUAAGUGGAGAAAAGCGUGUCUUCAUCCUGAUGCCCAGCAGACAUAGCUCGGUUAGUGUCUGUGCAGAGUAGUUUAGUGCCUGUGUGUAAGGAAAACACUCCAACACAGACAGGGUCAGCUGGGCUCACACAGUGUGUUCCUGCAGUAACUGCUUUACGUUACGUUCCUUCUUGGUUCGUUUGUCUUAGACUAUGCAGAAGCCAUGAGCUAACUCAAAUGACCUAGACCGUAGCAAUAAAGUGACAUGGGUUCUCGGAUUCUUAGCACAUUUUCUCUCUUAACAUGACAAAACCCAAAACCGGUAGCAAAGCCACUUGUUUGAAUUUGUCACUUUUCACCCAGGGAUCUGGAGGGUAAAUUUUUUUUAAUAAUACACAUUGUGAGAGAGUAUUGUAUUUUUAUUUGGAUUACCUGUGGACAUUUCCACAGAGACUUGAAAGCAGACAGACACACGCAGACACACUAACAUGAUUGAGGCUUUCAGCACCAGAGAGAAAAGAAGCCUUAGAAGAGGCCUAAGUAGUUUGUUGGAGCAGACUGGCCCCUGCCCCGCUGGCCUCCCUGCUCUCUGGCUGCGAGUAGACGCCUGUCUGCUCUGGUCUGGGCUCAGAGGGCUUGCAGUAGGAGGCAGAUUAUGUGUAUAACUUCUGUUGGCUGCAGGUGGCUGGAUCUCCACCGUGCGUCUGACAGUUUGGAAAGGAAAAAGAAAGAGUUCUUGGUUAUCUCCGUUACAAAAGUGACUUGCUACAUGGCACUGUCCACAUCUUUGGGGUUAGGGUUAAUCCUGUAGCCAUACACCAAAAUCCUAAUAGGAAGAGUAUGGAGAGUUUAUCGGAUACUCUGAAAGACCCUUUCUGUCGCUCAUGAUCGCCGACCACGCCCCUGCUGGGAGAAGGCCCUGUCCCCCUGUCCAGUCUGACAGGAGACGGCUCCUCCUUCCCCCUGGGGUUGUUGCAUGAGUGAAAUGACACUGUAUUUGCCAGCUCUCGGUUCCAGGUGAUGGAUUCAGUCUUUCUGAAACUUAGAAAUGUUGGCUGCACAAGCCAGGGAUAUUGGGAGACGCGUAGAAGAUAAAGCAGAUGAAUUUACACUGCAGAUCAGAUGGCAGCGAGUCAUUACCAUAGCACCACAUAGCCCACGGCAGCACCCCAGAGCCACCACAUACAGCAGGCUCCAGAGACCGGUCACAAACAGCCGAGCCAACCUGAAGAUGACUCUGUGCAGUCACCUGAUUCACCAGGAAUAGUGGCAGCUUUCACUAACUGUGACAAUUGUACAUGCAUCGAGUCUCCAGUAACCUCAGCUUUCUCACGCCAGAGUUCCAAUGCAUUUGUUGUCUGCUCUCUCUCGUCACUGACCCUUCAUUUCCUGUGCCUUCUGAGAAAGAAAGCAUUGUUCUUAUUACAAAAAUCAAACAAACAGAAACCACUGAAGCUAAGUUUGCUUGCCCUUACUUGAGAAUAGUUCGGGGAUAUAAAUGAUAUCAGUGACAUCAUGUGUCUCACUUAACCUGUUUGGUCAGAAGGGGGCAGGGUAGGAUGGGUUUGUUCUUUGUUUUGUGUGUUUGUUUUCAACAUGUAGCAAUCAACUUAUCAUUUCUUUCUUUGAACCCAAAUUAAAAAUACAUAUUUCCAGUUUAUAAAUUCCUGAAUAACCUUAAAAAAUAUUUUAAAGGCAAAACUACAUUCACAAACAGGAAAAUAUAAGAAUGCUUAAUCUUUAUAGCCAAAUAAUUUUGUAAUCUGAAGGGUGAACAGUAUCGGUAUAUUGAUUUUUGUUUAGAUUUUAGUUAUUUAGCCUUUAUUAUUUUCUGGUAAGAAGUCUCGCCCUUUUUCAUCCAUUCCACCACUGUCAGCACGUUUGAUUUGUCUUGAUGAACAUGCUGCCUGCCGGGCUUUAUUUUUCCACAUUUCACCCCAUAGUAAUGAAAUCAGCAAUGUUUUCCUACACUGAACAUGACAUGCACGCAUAAAAUGUGAGAAUAAAUAGUAGGUAUAAGCAUUAAUUCUUGUUCCUCUGCUCUGUCCUGCCUAACUGGCUAAAGUUGAAGGCACACAUCAUGCUAAGAUGUGGAUGGUUCUUAACCAGCUGACUUACUUACAGUGUAAGCAAAAGCUUUGGGUACACUUGACUUGUUGUACCACAGAUCUGAUAUGGGGUACACUUGUCUCAUAAUACCACAGAUCUGAUGUGGGGUACACUUGUCUCGUAGUACCACAGAUCUGAUGUGGGGUACACUUGCCUUGUAGUACCACAGAUCUGAUGUGGGGUACACUUGUCUCAUAAUACCACAGAUCUGAUGUGGGGUACACUUGUCUCAUAAUACCACAGAUUUGAUGGGUGAGUCAGCAUUCCUUUGAAAAUGGCCCAGUAUGGGUUCAACUACUAGUGAACAGGAAUUAUACAGCUAGGUUAAGAUUUUUCAAUUGCCAAAAGAUGAACAAGCCAAUUCUGUUCCCCCUCAGCCAUGGGGAGUGCUCAGAUACAGCUGUCCCAAUAGAAGUUAAGUAGAGAAAAGUUCUUCCAUUUCUGUUUAGGAUAGUGUAAGGUAUCUGAACCCCCUUGCAUUUGAACGGGCCGUUCAGUUAAACAGUGAGUAAGCCUUUAAACUGCCUAUACCUUUUCUUCAUAUUCUGGGAUUGCCCCCUCAGCAGGCAGAACUUUGCACAGCCCUCCCUACUCUAAACCCUACUCUAAACCCGGUUAGCUUCUUGCCUGGCUUCUCCAUGGAGAUGAGAUACAGGCUUGAGCGUCUUCCCUCUCAGCCUCUCCUCUCUCCUCUCUGCUCAGUUUCCCAAGGAAAACUGUUUCCAUUGUCAUUGCUUAGUUAUUGCUGUUUAUCAUAAGCAGUAUUACAGAUCACAUCUACUUGACAUCUGAAUGCUCUCUUGGCACAGUUUCAUCUUUUACGUGCUGUGGUUCUUGUUCCUUGAAACACUCGCUGAGCAAGCAGCCCAUGCAUACAUGGUGAGGGGACUACUGGUAUAAGGAGACCACUGUCACAUUUUACUAACUGUGGGUUAGUUUGGGGUUGGUUUUUUUUUUUUCCUUCUUUGGGAACUAUAUUUCUCUGAUAUGAGAAGCACAAGCCUCUGUUGGCUUAAAAUAAUGGUUCCCGUGUUAAAUCUUGGUAAUGUCUCCCCCAGUCUGAGAAACAUGCCUUGAGAAAUACUGGAGAAGCAAGAGUGCUGAAGCAUUAUUAAUAUCUCUCCAGUUUUGCACACUUCCUGUGUAUGUACCCGUGUGCAUGUGUUGAGGAUGGCAGCAUAAAUUUUACUCAACAAAACCUCACUCCCACUAUGAUUCAUGUUAUUUUGUAGCACUAUCAUAACCUAGUAAGCUAUUCUUUGUUUUGACUAGUUUUCAUUUUUGUGAUUAAAUACCUGCUAAAAGUUACUUGGGAUGGAAAGAGAGGAACACAACCCUGCACUAUAUAUAGCAUUAUAUAUAUAAGCAGGGGGCGGGGUCUGUCAGGCCCAGAUUUAGCUUCUCAACAUUGACUUUGGUACUGAUCUUGUCAGAAAUCAUGCCUAAUUAUAGUUUCCUGAUAUACACAUCUGUUUAUGAGAAGUUGAAUUGACAUCACCUAAAGCAUUAACUUUACCCGUGAACCAUGGAUGCCCUACUGAUAAAAACAAACCCGAGGUCUCUAAUGAUUUCUCUAGACUCUAUUAUGAAGAUAUUCGACUGAGUGAAUCUCCUGAGGAAAUUUCCUCUGUUGAGUUUCCCUUGGUAACUUACAUAAAUUGUUUGCUUGAAUAAAAGAAUUUCUGUAUAGAACGUAAAUUUAAAUGUGACUAUUUUUGCUGUCGACAUUUUAAAAAUGAGAUAUACUACUAUAUAUAAGUGUUGGAGCAUUUGGUUUGGGGCCAGGUGUUUUCCUGUGCUGUGCUGGGUGCUCUUAGGACGAGUGUCUUGACUCAUUUGGACUGUUCCAGUCAUUGGAACCUUGUCAUCGGCUUCUAAAAUUCUUAGCCUUUCAUUUCUGAAGAAAGAUAGGCUGUUACUAUGGCAAAGGUAAGUAUUAAUAUUUCUUGAAAAUUAUAUAAAUAUUUGUUCCCAGUUAAUACAUUUCACUUUCUCUUUUGUGGCAAGUGACCUCAGUGAAUUGCCUGAGGGCAAGAUUUGGAUUCUUUACAGGAUUCUCAAACUACACAAUAUGCUAUAAACUAAGUAUUUAAUGUGUUCAUAAAAUUGUCAGGAAAAUGUAAUUCAUCAUUUAUUUGUUUGAAAACAACAACUCAGAUAAUCUGUCCAUCUUACAUGAUUUGAGCAGAAAUAUAAAUUUUUGCAAUCCUUUUGAGAUUUUCUUGACAUAAAGUAGGGAUUAAAACGUGUGGUUUCUAUCAGAUAAGACUUCAGAAAUGUUUACUUUCCUUGCAUUAAGACAAUUAAUGUAUGAGCUGUGUUAGGACAAAUAAUUUGAAGGACAUGUUACUGUGACAGACAUAAAGAUAGAGAAGUCUUCAUACAUAGAAUUCUUGAUUCAUGGUAGUUGUCAGAUUAUUGACUUGUUUGUGAUUUGAAGAUUUAAAAUGCUUUCUUACUACAUGUGUGAAAUUGUUCCUGCAAUGUCUUCCUGGAUAGUAGAAUUAUCUGUAAGGUUUUUAUAAAUGUAUAAUUUAUGUACAAAUAUAAUUGAAAUCUGGGGUGACUCAAUAAUUACUAUUCUUAAUUCAGUAAUAGCCACCAGAUAACUGACACAUUUGUAAACUUAGCACCCGUGUGUAUACAUGUAUGUGCACAUACACAUUGUUACAUUUAUUCUCAAGUGAAUUUAUCACUUAAUUUUUUGUAAAAGUAUUUGAGCUGUUCAUGUAAUGGAAAAAGUCACCAUCAAGAUGUACAUAAAUGUCCCUUAAUUUGACACGUCGUCACAUUUAAUUAUAAAAAUAAUGCUUUUGA
This is a messenger RNA of Alexandromys fortis (reed vole), 6697 nucleotides long. It is a transcript of the gene Ssbp2, whose product is annotated as single stranded DNA binding protein 2. The record is from RefSeq and is a predicted model, not a curated record. Gene Ontology annotation, molecular function: single-stranded DNA binding; protein binding. Gene Ontology annotation, cellular component: nucleus. NCBI's taxonomy places the organism in Eukaryota, Metazoa, Chordata, Mammalia, Rodentia, Cricetidae. The transcript has 17 exons. The coding region runs from base 84 to 1193 and encodes 369 amino acids. Gene Ontology annotation, biological process: positive regulation of transcription by RNA polymerase II.